Volvox carteri f. nagariensis is the source of this 3738-nucleotide messenger RNA. RefSeq lists its product as uncharacterized. The transcript has 8 exons. Bases 1 to 3738 code for a protein of 1245 amino acids. NCBI's taxonomy places the organism in Eukaryota, Viridiplantae, Chlorophyta, Chlorophyceae, Chlamydomonadales, Volvocaceae. The record is from RefSeq and is a predicted model, not a curated record.
AUGGAGUCAUCGACUAAAUUAGCUGCCGCGCAACCACCACAGAUCUCCCUCCCGAACUCCAUUUCCGCCGCCAGUCGCGGCAUCGAGGACAGCAACUCGCGGACCUGGAUCGAAGUGGCCACCGCGAUGCGCGCGGCACAUGCGGCCACCAGCGCCGCCAGCGACGCCGUAUGCGCCGCUACGGCGGUGACGGAGGCGUCGCUGCUGCUGCCAUACACGCGGUUCCGCUUAUCAUCGGAGGUCCCGAGCAGCGGCAGCGGCAGCAGUGGCAAGGGCUUGAAGGAAGUGGAGGUUGCUAAUCGUGCCGUACAGGCUGCCUGGUCCAAGCUGGAUAAAGCACGGGCCCUCUGCGAGAAGCUGCCGUCGGCGCCGGCGCUAGCGACGCUGCUGCUGGCGGCGGCGGGCCGUCGCCGCCGCCGCCGCCGCCACCACCAUGGUAGCGAAGGGCCGGAGGGAGUUAAUGGAAACGGACCCGGCGCUGACAGCACCGAGACAGUUGGCCUGGCGGUUGGGCACAACCAAUCCGUUGGAGGUUAUGAGCACCCCGGCGAGCAGGUCCUUAUGGCGAGGUGCCUCUUGCUGCUCCACGUCUACAUGUCCAGCAAUUGGUUUGCAGAGGAUACAAAAGCCCUAGGAGGAAACACCGGCGGCACGUUUCCGACGGCUGAAUUCCAGCGAAACGCUGCCGUACUAGCGGACGCAUUGUUGCAGUACCAUGGUGUGCCGUACCCGUUGCCGUACUAUGAGCUCCUGAAAGUGGCGGGGGUCCUGUCCCGCAUGCAGGAAGCUGUACUUAAUAGUACGACACCAUUGGGGUCGUACCCGGAUUUGUACGCCGACGUACAGGCCGCGAUCCGUCUUCUGAACCUCUCCCAGGCGAUCAGCGACCAGGUGCUUAUGCCGCGAUUUAUUGCGGCUGGCAGCGGCGGCGGCGCUGCCACCGCCGCCACCACCAGCGGCUUGCCGCCGGCUGCUGCUGCUGCUGCUGCAUUGCAUUCAACAGCGUUUCCUUUGGCCAUGAUUCAAUGCAAUGCACUGAUAUUGCGUACGGCAAUUAGUCGUACAAUAGAUAUGCAUUUUGAGGUGCUACAUCUGGUAGCGGCGGAGCUACAGCCGUUGCGACAGCAAUGCAUUGCGUUGCAAACCGCCGCCGCCGCCGCUGCGUCAUUGUCGUCGUCGGCGGCGGCAGCGUCGACGGGCUCCAUAGCUCCUGGUCGGUCUAGCAGCGGUAACUGCGCGGGUGACGUCGCCAGCUCCAGUGCGGCAGCAGCAGCUGCGGUGGCGGAGGCGCGUGAGCGGUUCAUGGGCGCCUUUCGGGGGCGGUACGACACGCUGACGUCAGAGCUCGUGGAGGAGGAGGCAGCCGCGAUACGGCAGCGCGGGUGGCAGUUGGAGCAGCGGCGCAAGCAGCGACAGCGGGAGAUGCAGCGGCGGAAGGGCAAGACUACUCUUCUGGGGGAAACAGUGGCGACGGCGGCGGCGACGGCGGCGACGGUGCCGUUAGACGGUGCAUGGGCCGACGAUCAGCUCAUUAGGGCCUUGAUCCGUCACGCGGCGGCGAGACGGCUGUCGGAGGUGUUCCGCUCAGACCCGCCGCUGCCGCCGCUACCGUCGGCACUGCCGCCGCCGCCGUACACGUCGUUGCCGUCGGGUGAGUGUGCGCAGGUUGGCGGCGGCGGCGGCAGCACUUCCAAGGCCGCUGAAUGCCUAGCGACAGCAGCAGUGGGCCACGGAUCGGGAGCACAGCAGCCGCCACCUCCACCACCAUCAGCGUGCAAGGAUCACGCAAAUGGUACGGCAGCAGGCCCGCUGCCGCCGCUGCCUCCGACUGACCCCCGUGUGCUUCGUACUGAGGUCGCUAAUGGGCUGCUGGCUGCGUGUCUCUCAAAGGCGGGUUGGGCAACCAGCAGUCGCUGGCGACCUGUUAGUCCCGGCCAGACGCUCCGAAUCCCACCGGCCGACGCCCGUACGGCAUUUGGACGUAGCAGCAGACUUAGCAGUGCGGCUAAGUGGCGCUAUGUGGCGCUGGUGCCGGAGGUGGCGAAGGAGAUUUCCCCCGGAGUUACUCCCCCGGGGUAUUUUAACGCGGGGGGAUGUACGGAACCUCUGUCGCUGUCUGUCGUACCACUCACAAGGAAACUGGAGAGGAGGCUGCGGCGCCAGGAUCAACCCCAAAAAAUCCAGCAAAACCAGGAUCAUCAUCAUCAAGAGGAGCAGCAGCAGCCGCAGCAGCAAAGGGAUUAUUCGUACAUCUUGUGGAACUCAAGAGCCGGCGCCGCCGCUGCCGCCGCUGGUGUCGCCGCUGCCGUGGCGGCGGCGGCGGCGGCGCGGCCUCCUCCACCGCCGCCAACAGCUACUGCUGCCGUGGCGGCGGCGGCGGCGGCGCGGCCUCCUCCACCGCCGCCAACAGCUACUGCUGCUGUGGCGGCGACGGAGGCGGUGGUGGAUGCGGAUCCGCUGCACGAGGUGGAGUCCUCGGAUGCUAAGGCUGAGCAGACGCCGACACGACUUCAAAAUCAACACCCCGAUCAACCCCAUCAACAACAACAACAAAAUCAACAGCAACAGCAGCAGCAGCAACAGCCAGAUGGAGCUCAGCGCGGCAGUAGCCCGGUGUUCACAGCCACGGGCCUCGACGCCGUCGGGGCCCCGCCGCCGGCGGCCGGCAUGCCGUACACCUCCGAGUACCUCAGCAGCAGCAAUGCCGUGUACGGCGACACCGGGGGUUGGCGGCCGGUGGACGCCGCGCAGCUGUGGGUGGAGCAGAAUCUGGGUCGCACGGAGGGACUGUGUUUUGCUUGCGAGAGCCGAGAUGCGCUGGCGGAGGCAGUCGUGGGUGUCGCGCGGGCACAAGCGGCGGCGCGGCGACGGGGAUGCUCGUUGCUGUUGACGGCGAGACUCGCUCAGGAUCACCACCGGGCGCUGCUAAAAACACUGGGGGAGGGGCUCGUGAAGAGCUACUUACAAAUCACGCGGAUUCCGAACUUCGCCACCGUCGGCGGCGCCGCCCCUGGAGUAAGUGCGCGCAGUAGCGGCGGCGACGAUGGUGGCGACGCCGCCGCCAUUAAAAAGGCCACUAGAAACGGCGAUCCAGAUGACGCCCAUCGCCACGACGACGAUGACGACGACGACGAUCAGGAGGCAAAUUCCCCGCGCUGUAGCAGCAGCAGUGACGGCAGUAGCAGCUGCAGCAGCCUGAAUGAUGAUCGUGGUGAUGAUGGGGAGGGAAUGGAGGGGGAGGAAGACGGCGCCAAGGCUCCAGGGGCGGGUCAUGGAUUGGACGUGAAAGACAGGAAGGAACGAAAUCGCCGCCGCCGCCGCCGCCAGCGCGGCAGCAGCGGCGGCGGCGGCAGCACGAGUUGUGUACUGGGUACGGAGGAAGUCCUGGUGACGAGCUCUGAGGGCUGGCGGCUCCUGCGGCGUACGAUGAUAAACAGGGCGUUAUGCAGGCUGCUGGCGCUGGAUCCAGCGCAAGCGAAGCUGUUGUUCGAGACGGAAGCAAUGGGGCAGUCUGUACGGGACGCCGGCAGCAGCGGGGAUGGGGCGGUCAUCGAGGGCCGCCUUGACGAGAGCCGCCAGUUGGAAUUGGAGUAUGAGCUGGAGCGGGAGUGCCUUAAGUGGGGCGUGCUGCGCCUCUCUGCGGAAACUCGUAUCGUGUUGCAUGUGAUGGCGGUCCCCUCGGAGGAGCUUGAGGGGGCCUUGGGCAGGAGGGAGGGAGAGGAGGGGGGGGAGAAGUAA